GUGCCUCCCUUUGAAAUUGCAAAUCUUGGCUCACGAACGCAGACCUGACUGGCGGGAAGAACAGAAAGGGAAAAGCCAGUCGGCUGCAGAUGAGCUAUAGGAUUCAACAAUGGGCAACUAUCGUGUAAGCAGAACGGGGAUUGAAAAUCGAGAUGAGCCCUCCUAGCAGAUUCAAACGGAAAAACGGGAAAUAUAUUAUAACACUACAAGCCGUCGGCAUACCAAGAACACUCACUCUCGUCAAAGCCCAUUGCUUUCAUAUAUUUAGUCCUUGUUCCGCUGUCUUCAAUUGCAAAACCUUCCACGUCCCUACUAGCACCCUGCCGCAAUAUGCCUUCCUACGUCAUCACCGGAGCUUCCAGGGGACUCGGGUACGAGUUCAUUCGCCAGUAUUCCAGCGACCCGAACGACACCCUCAUCGGACUCGUCCGUAAUAAGUCUGCGACCUUGCAGCGAGUGUCAGAGCACCCGGACCUUAAGGAGCGCAGAAACAUCCACAUUUUGCAAGCCGACGUGACCGACUACAAUGCUCUACAGGCUGCAGCCGCCGAGACGGCCAAGAUCACCGGUGGGAGUCUUGACUACCUCAUCGCUAACGCUGCUCUCGUACCUCUCUUUGAUUCCUUUGACCCCAUCGGGACCCUGAGUGACCAGCCCGAGAUGGUCACGAAGACCCUGAGAAAGCUGUUCGAGGUCAACGUUAUUGGCAACAUCCACCUCUUCAAGCUGUUCAUGCCUCUCAUCCUCAAAGGCCAGGCGAAGAAAGUCGUCGCCAUUUCCACCGGCCUCGCCGACACGGUAUUCACCAACAACUACGACCUGACGACCGGCUCGCUGUACUCGACGAGCAAGGCGGCCCUGAACAUGGUCGUUGCCAAGUACAGCGCUCAGUACAAGAAGGAUGGCGUUCUCUUCCUGGCGCUUUCCCCAGGGGUGGUCGACACGGGCCGCUAUGACGACCUGACCGCAGAACAAAUGGAAGGAUUGGGGGGCAUGAUGGCCAAGUUCGUCGACUAUGCACCUCACUUCAAGGGACCUAUUACCCCAGAGCAGUCUGCCAUUGCCGUGAAGUCAGUGAUCGCAAACGCCAGUAUUGAGAAGGGCAAUGGCGGUGACUUCCUUUCCCACCUCGGCAACAAGCAGUGGCUCUGA
Messenger RNA from Chaetomium fimeti, 1152 nucleotides. RefSeq lists its product as uncharacterized. The coding region runs from base 331 to 1152 and encodes 273 amino acids. The transcript is spliced from 5 exons. NCBI's taxonomy places the organism in Eukaryota, Fungi, Ascomycota, Sordariomycetes, Sordariales, Chaetomiaceae. The record is from RefSeq and is a predicted model, not a curated record. Gene Ontology annotation, molecular function: oxidoreductase activity, acting on the CH-OH group of donors, NAD or NADP as acceptor.